Molecule: messenger RNA, 1676 nt
Organism: Cucumis melo (muskmelon)
Lineage: Eukaryota; Viridiplantae; Streptophyta; Magnoliopsida; Cucurbitales; Cucurbitaceae
Exons: 5
Coding region: 1-1452 (483 amino acids)
Molecular function (GO): protein binding
Source: RefSeq, a predicted model, not a curated record
AUGGAGAAUAAAGGAAACAAUAAUAUUAAAAAAGCGAUUGAGUUAUAUCAAGCUGCUUUAAAGGGUGAUUGGGAAGCUGCGAAGGGUAUAUUUAAAGAAGAUUCCUCAUGGAUCACUAAGAAGAUAACUAUAAAAAAGAAUACCGCACUCCAUGUUGCUGCUGCUGCAAAGCGAAUUGGUUUUGUUGAAGAGUUGGUUAAACUUUACUGUUCAAAUAACCAUGACUUAUUUAUAAAAAAUGGAGAAGGACAUACUGCCCUUUUUUAUGCUGCUAUUUCAGGAGUUGUAAGGAUCGCUGAAGCAAUUGUUAAGAAUGAUGAUCAAAGGCCUGGAAAUUCUGAUGUUAAUUAUGCUCAUCUAAUUGAAUAUUACGUGCCACUUCUUACCGCUGUAAUUUACAAACAUAUAGCAUUGGAUAUUCUGAAAGUGAAAUCUGGAUUGGCAAAGUGGAGGGAAAAAGAAAAUGGCGACACAGCUUUGCACUUACUAGCAAGAAAGCCAUAUGCAAUUGGUAGCAGCAACCAGCUUAGCUGCUUGAAGAAAUAUAUAAACUCUCGCUUCAACAGAGUUUAUAAAACAGCUCUGAUGCAAACAUUAGCUCAUCAAGUUGUUGAAUGCCUAUGCAAAUUUGUUGUGGAGAACCUUCCAGAACCCGAGCUACGAAAGUUCAUAACAACUCCCUCAAGUUUAUUACAUGAUGCAGCAAGAGUUGGAAAUGUUGAGUUUUUGAUAAUACUCAUUCGCUCCUAUCCCGAUUUCAUAUGGAUCGCUGACAAAGACAGCAAAACCAUAUUUCAUGUAGCAGUUGAAUAUCGACAAGAAAACGUGUUUAGUCUUAUACAUGAGAUAGGAGGGGUGAAGGAUUUCAUUGUCAAUGGUUUCAAUCAAAAGAAUGAUUGUAACAUUCUACACUUAGUUGGAAUGUUGGCAUCUCCAUAUCGCCUAAGCAAAGUGUCUGGGACAGCUCUACAAAUGCAAUACGAGUUUCGGUGGUUUAAGGAAGUGGAGGAAAUGGUUACCCCAUCCCAUUGUAAAAUGAAGAUAAAAAGAGACCAACCUAAGGAUCAAAAACCUGGUGAUCAGCCCCGACGGAAAGAUGAUGUUAUUGAUGGGCGAACAACUCGUGAGCCCGUACGGAAAGAUGAUGAUAUUUAUGGGCUAACACCUCGUGAACUCUUCUCAAAAAAGCAUGAAGACCUACGGGAAAAAGGGGAGGAGUGGAUCAGAAAGACGGCAAACUCGUGCAUGUUGGUGGCAACUCUAAUCACAACAAUGGUUUUUGCAGCAUCAUUUACGGUUCGAGGAGGCAACGGUGAUUAUGAGGAUGUCAUUUCCAUUCUCCAAACAAAUGUGGCAUUUAAAGUGUUCAUAGUAUUCGAUGUUGCAGCUCUGCAUGCAUGGCGGUGGCUUUCAGCGCGACCUUCUUUAUUGCGUAUGAUAAAACAAAGAUGACUAUUCCAUGGAUCAUUGCAGCAGUGAUCAUCCUUCCACCUAUCUGUUUUGUUGGGUUUCACUUGGAACUCGCUCGGGAUAUAUUGCAUUUAAGCUGUUUUCGAUUUUCCCCGAGAAAACACAAGAAAAGGCUAUGUUAGGCAAAUAAACCAAUGUAGCUUUUUUGUUUUCCAAAGAUAUGUUUAUCAUCUUGCAAUAAUGAACCUAUCGCAUUUGAAGUAAAA